Molecule: messenger RNA, 743 nt
Organism: Cylicostephanus goldi
Lineage: Eukaryota; Metazoa; Nematoda; Chromadorea; Rhabditida; Strongylidae
Source: the annotation of a GenBank genome assembly
AUGCUUUAUCCGAUCGAACAAUUUAUAGGUGAACUGACGUCAAUGUCACUCUGGUCGUCACUGUACCCUGCCAUUUCUUCUGAUCCGAGAUUUGAUGCGAUGCUUACGCAAGAUGGCUCAACACCUCUCGAUUUGUUCAAAUUCUAUGUGGAGGAUUUGAAAGAGCAAUAUGGACAAGAUCGACGAGUUAUCAAGGAUAUAUUGAAUGAUCAAAAGAAGGUCGUUCAGGUUGAUACAACUUACGAAGAAUUCUCGAAAUGGGUUACUUCGGCUGAGAAAGGACUUUUGGUAGAUCAUGGGAACAUGAAAUUGUGCUAUAACUCGCUCGUCGAGAAGGCGGAGUCAAAGGAAAGAGAAGCCGAAAGAGAGGAAGCUAGAAAGAAGCGGCGUCAAGAAAGCGAGUUCCGUCAUCUCCUUCGGGCGCAGCAGCCGGCUGUCGAUGCCACCACUGAAUGGUCAGCCGUACGUGGCAAGAUCGAGAAGGAGAAGGCUUUUAUGAUUAUUGAAUCGGAAGAGCUUCGCAUCAAAUACUUUGAAGAGUACAAAAAAUCCCUCAGCGAAGCUUGCACUCAUCAUCACUCGGUGUCCAAGAAAAAGAAGAAAGACAAGAAGAAGAAAGGAAAGAAAAGCGAUAAGGAGUCAGACAGUGAAAGCGAGCCAAAAGAAAAGAAAAAGCGAAAGAAGCAUUCAAAAGAGGAAAGAGACAGUGAUGAUGAGAAAGGUAUGGUUUGUAAGUGUUAGAU